GACGCAGGCGCCUUGCUUGGCCAGCCUCGGGGUGCAGCCCCCAGCCUGCUGCGACGCCGGUCGCCUCCACCCGCGGUGACGCCAGCGCGAUGAAGGCCAAGAACGUGAACUUGCUCUUCGCCUCCGUUGCGGUCCUGCUCUUUUGCUUUUCCUGUUUUUGCAUCUCCAGGAUAAACCAAACCAGCAGUGAGCUGAAUAAUUGCAGAAACCAUAUUUUGGGGCUUAAGGAAAAUAUGCUACGAUUAAAAAACGAAAGUGAAAAUUAUCAUCAAAAUCUAGUGCAAGUCAUGAAUCAAAUGAAGUAUGAAAUUACCCAGGCGGCUAGCACAUCAGAAAAUGUAGCUGAGAGGGAAGCGAGCUCACUGAAUGAGAACGAAAUACUUCCUAACAGAUUUGAAGACUUAAGGUUCUUCCUUCCUCAUCUAAAGACAACAGGAAAAAUUUACCCCGAUGUAGCCACUGGCAGAGGGAAAGCAGGCGUUUCUUUCGCACUGGGAAUCACCACCAUUGACAGAAGGAACCACACCUACCUGAAGCAAACGCUGACAUCCAUUCUGUCCAGGAUGACACCAGAAGAAGAGGAGGACUCUGUGGUGAUUGUCUCUGUCGCUGAUACUGAUGAUUAUUUAAAUUAUGUUGUUGACAUGGUUAAAACAAAAUUCAAAAGACAGGUGGAGUCUGGGUCCUUGGAAGUCAUUUCAAUACCCACCUUUUUCUAUCCAAGUGUAUUACUGGGCAAGAAAACAAUAGAGGACUCAGACAGUUGGCAAAUGAAGCAAACAUUGGAUUUUUGUAUUUUGAUGUUGUAUGCCCAACCCAAGGCCACGUAUUAUUUACAGCUAGAAGAUGAUAUCAUAGCAAGAAAAAUGUAUUUUACAAAAAUGAAAGAUUUUGUAAACAGCCUCACUUCAAAAAAUUGGCUUUUUAUUGAAUUUUCAGUACUUGGACUUAUAGGAAAACUCUUUCAAUCAAAGGACCUGUUUGACUUCGUACAUUUUUUCUUGAUGUUCUACAAAGUGAAGCCCAUAGAUAUACUUUUAGACGACAUUUUCCUGGUGAAGAUGUGCGGCUGGGGAGAGCAUAUUAGGCACUGUAUGUAUCGAAAGAAGGAAGCCCGGGUUCAGUACAGACCAUCUCUGUUUCAGCACGUGGGUAUUCAGUCAUCAUUUCCUGAACGGAAACAGCAGCUCAAGGAUAUUUUUUACUAGGAUUUUCCUAAAU
This is a messenger RNA of Phodopus roborovskii (desert hamster), 1221 nucleotides long. It is a transcript of the gene Mgat4d, whose product is annotated as MGAT4 family member D. Gene Ontology annotation, cellular component: Golgi stack; endoplasmic reticulum-Golgi intermediate compartment; endoplasmic reticulum. The transcript is spliced from 11 exons. Bases 90 to 1208 code for a protein of 372 amino acids. NCBI's taxonomy places the organism in Eukaryota, Metazoa, Chordata, Mammalia, Rodentia, Cricetidae. Gene Ontology annotation, molecular function: acetylglucosaminyltransferase activity. The record is from RefSeq and is a predicted model, not a curated record. Gene Ontology annotation, biological process: protein N-linked glycosylation.